CUGAUUAAUUUUAUUUUUGCUUCUUUUUGCAGCAACAAGAUUAAGAAAAUUGUUCAUUCAAUUGUAUCAUCCUUUGCAAUUGGAAUAUUUGGAGUUUUCCUGAUCUUAUUGGAUGUGGCUCUGAUCUUUGCUGACCUAAUUUUCACUGAUAGCAACGUUUAUAUUCCUUUGGAGUAUCGUUCUAUUUCUCUAGCUAUUGCCUUAUUUUUUCUCAUGGAUGUUCUUCUUCGAGUAUUUGUAGAAGGGAGACAGCAUUAUUUUUCUGAUUUACUGAACAUUUUAGAUACUGCCAUUACUGUGAUUAUCCUGCUGGUUGAUGUCAUUUACAUUUUUUUUGACGUUAAGUUUCUUAAGGAUGUUCCCAGAUGGACACGUUUAUUUCGACUUCUACGACUUAUCAUUCUGAUAAGAGUUUUUCAUCUGGCUCAUCUAAAAAGACAACUUGGAAAGCUGAUAAGAAGGCUGGUUUCAGGAAACAAAAGGCGAUACAAAAGGGAUGGAUUUGACCUAGACCUCACUUACAUUACUGAACGUAUUAUCGCUAUGUCGUUUCCAUCUUCUGGAGGCCAGUCCUUCUAUCGGAAUCCAAUUAAGGAAGUUGUACAGUUUCUAGACAAGAAACAUCCAAACCACUAUCGAGUCUACAAUCUAUGCAGUGAAAGAGCUUAUGAUCCUAAGCACUUCCAUAAUAGGGUCAGUAGAAUCAUGAUUGAUGAUCAUAAUGUCCCCACUCUAUGGGAGAUGGUAGCAUUCUCCAAGGAAGUAGAGGAGUGGCUGGCUCAAGAUCCUGAAAACAUCAUAGUGAUUCACUGUAAAGGAGGCAAAGGAAGAACUGGAACUAUGGUUUGUGCCUGCCUGAUUGCCACUGAAAUAUUUUUAACUGCAGAGGAAAGCUUGUACUAUUUUGGAGAACGGCGAACAGAUAAAACCAAUGGCACUAAAUAUCAGGGAGUAGAGACUCCUUCUCAGAAUAGAUACGUUAGAUAUUUUGCACAAGUGAAACAUAGCUACAACUGGAAUCUCCCUCCAAGGAAGACACUGUUUAUAAAAAGAUUCGUUAUUUAUUCGAUUCGUGGUGUUGGAACAGGCGAUGGAUAUGAUCUAAAAGUCCAAAUAGUAAUGAAGAAAAAGAUUGUCUUUUCCUGUACUUCCUUAAACAAUUGUCAGGUAUUUCAUGACAUUGAAACAGACAGGGUAAUAAUUGAUGUGUUCAACUGUCCACCUCUGUAUGAUGAUGUGAAAGUGCAAGUUUCCUCUUCGGAUUUUCCUAGAUACUAUCACAACUACCCUUUUUUCUUCUGGUUUAACACAUCUUUAAUACAAAAUAACAGGCUUUAUCUACAAAGAAAUGAAUUGGAUAAUCUUCAUAAACAAAAAACAUGGAAAAUGUAUCAACCACAAUAUGCAGUAGAGACGUAUUUUGAUGAGAAAUGACUUAGUUAUUUUGUAACUGGUAGCUGAUUAAGUAUAGUUCCCCACACCCCUUCUGGGAAAGAAUUAUGUUCUUUCCAACCCUGCCACAUAGUUAUGUGUUCUAAAUCUUCCUUGCUGGUACAUCUAUAUUGAUAUUUGUGUACGCAUGUUCUUUAUAAAUCUAUUAAAUAUAUACAGAUAAAAUGUCAGGGUUUUUUUUCUUUUUGGAAGGCAUAUAUUUCACAGUUUCCAUCUUGUAUUUACAUAUAUUUGGAACACAGUACUUAGGAACAUUAGGCAUUAUUUUGAAGAACUUUGAAAUAGAACUUUCAUACCAAAAUAAUCAAGAGAUAUUUAAAAAUUAUGAUCGCCCAACACUCACUUACUUAUACAUUUUUGGUCAAGUAUUUAUUCCCUGCUUUGUUUCACAUUUGUAAUUUCAGAUUUAUUAGAAAGCUAAUUUAUAUUUUUUCUUCUACUUGAUUUACAAACUAUCUGUUAACAGAUUGGCAGCAAAGACUAAGUUUUAAACCCAGAAGAGAGAAAUAUUUCACACAAGCAGUCCCCCAACUCCCAACACACACUAUUCUCUUGUUCCAAGCACUA
Messenger RNA from Chlorocebus sabaeus (green monkey), 2019 nucleotides. RefSeq names its product phosphatidylinositol 3,4,5-trisphosphate 3-phosphatase TPTE2-like. Gene Ontology annotation, cellular component: cytosol; membrane. Gene Ontology annotation, molecular function: monoatomic ion channel activity; phosphatidylinositol-3,4,5-trisphosphate 3-phosphatase activity. Gene Ontology annotation, biological process: monoatomic ion transport; transmembrane transport; dephosphorylation. Lineage: Eukaryota; Metazoa; Chordata; Mammalia; Primates; Cercopithecidae. The record is from RefSeq and is a predicted model, not a curated record.